AUGUCGCAAGAACAUACAACCGAUGAUAGAGAUAAGACUCUCUUUCUGGAGCAGGAAACUUCGGAAGUCAACUCUCCUCUCGAUGAAUUUCUGCAGAGUACUAAUGUUCUUGUUGUCGACCCGGAUCUCAUCACUUUACGUAAUAUGAAAGAAAUCAUGAAACAGUACACUUAUCAAGUGACAACUUAUACGGACGCAGAAGAAGCUAUCUCUUUUCUGAUAAACUGUAAACAUGAUAUUAAUAUUGUGAUAUGGGAUUAUCAUAUGCCUGGAAUUAAUGGACUGCAAGCUCUAGAAAUUAUUGGUUCAAAGAUAGAUCUUCCUGUAGUGAUUAUGUCUAAUGACCAUCAAACCAAAUCGGUGGUGGACGCAAUUCAACAUGGUGCAUGCCACUAUGUUAUGAAACCGGUUAGGAAAGAGAUCAUUGCCUUCAUAUGGCAUCACAUUAUACGUAAGAGGGUGAUGUCGAAACCUGGUUUAGUUCCACCAGUUGUGGCACAUGAUGACUGUUCAAAGUAA
Eruca vesicaria subsp. sativa (arugula) is the source of this 519-nucleotide messenger RNA. NCBI's taxonomy places the organism in Eukaryota, Viridiplantae, Streptophyta, Magnoliopsida, Brassicales, Brassicaceae. The record is from the annotation of a GenBank genome assembly.